CCAAACAAGCCUUUUGCUUGUGUUCUUUUGUUCUUUUGCAAUAAGACAAGUAGUUAUCUUCCGGAGAACCAGCGCAAGCUUAAUGAGCUCCACUUGUCUAUCUAUUGUCGACAAACAGAAACUACAAAUAACCUCACCCCUGACAUCUGAAAUGCAGAACCAACCAAGUUUCACUAGAAUUUAAAUCUUGCGUCGUGCUCCUCCUGCUUGUACCUGUGCUGCCGGCCGUGACGAUCCGACGGCGAUGGCCAGCGUCCAUGAAGCGCGCACCGGCGGCGGCGGCGACGCCGGCGGCCGGAAGUCACGACGCCCGCGCCGCGUCCUGGUGUUCCCGCUGCCGUUCCAGGGCCACAUCAACCCGAUGCUGCAGCUGGCCGACGCGCUCCACGCGCGGGGGCUCGCCGUCACCGUGCUCCACACGCACUUCAACGCGCUGGACCCCGCGCGCCGCCCGGAGUUCCGGUUCGUGCCCGUGCCCGACGGCGUCCCCGCCGGCGUCGCCGCGUCCGGGGACGCCAUCGACAUCCUCCACGCCAUGAACGCCGGCAUGGAGGCGGAGGAGUCGGCGGCCCUCCGGGGCGUCCUCGAGUCGGUGCUCGCCGACGAGGAGAAGACCCCCGCCGCGUGCAUCGUCUUCGACGCCAACCUCCUCGCCGUGCCACGGGCCGCCGCGGCGGUAGGUCUCAAGACGGUGGUGCUGCGCACCGCGAGCGCGGCCUGCCUUGGAUGCUUCAUGGCCUACCCGAUGCUUCACCAAAAGGGUUACCUGCCUCCCCAAGAGUCAAAAAUGUACAUGCCGGUGAAAGAGCUACCGCCACUGAGGGUAAGGGACCUCUUCUACUCAAGCUGGAGUGACCAAGAAAAAAUGCGCAACUUACUUGCUCGGGCCAUGGAAGCAGUGAACAAUUCCUCUGGUCUAGUGAUCAACACAUUUGAUGCUCUGGAGCCAGCUGAGCUGGAGAGGAUCCGCGACGAGCUCCGCAUCCCUAUGGUACUUGCGCCAGGGCCUCUCCACAAGCUCUCCUCUAAGAACACAGCUAGUAGCUUACUGGAUGAGGACUGCGAUUGUAUCAAGUGGCUGGACAAGCAGCCCCCAAAAUCUGUGCUGUAUGUUAGCUUUGGGAGCUUGGCUUCAUUGGACCCCAAUGAGUUCUUGGAGGUGGCUUGGGGUUUGGCGACCAGUGGCCAUCCUUUUCUAUGGGUGGUUCGUCCAGACUCGGUGCGGGGUUUGGACGGUCCGGGUUUCCCCAAUGGCUUUGAGGCUGCGGUUGAGGGUAGAGGCAAGGUGAUUCGGUGGGCGCCGCAACAGGAGGUGCUGGCCCACCGGGCAGUGGGUGGGUUUUGGACGCACAAUGGAUGGAACUCGACAUUAGAGAGCAUCAGCGAGGGGGUUCCAAUGAUAUGUAGGCCUCAGUUCGCAGAUCAGAUGAUGAACACGAGGUAUGUGGAGAAAACAUGGGGUGUAGGGUUUGAGCUUGAAGGUGAGCUGGAAAGAGGCAAAAUAGAGAAGGCCAUUAGGAAGCUCAUGGAGGAAAGGGAGGGAGCAGAGAUGAGGGAAAGAGCUAUGGAGCUAAAGAUGAAAGUAGCAGACUGCUUGAAACCUGGUGGGUCUUCUGAGAUUGCCAUUGAUAAGUUGGUGCGACACAUACUUUCUUUGUGACUAUUUUUUACGGGGAACAUUCUAUGUGAACUUCAUGUUGCUUGGAAUUCUUAGUUAGGAAAAUUUGUAGGGAGUACUAAUUUUUUGUUCUUAGCCAUGUUGUACUUAAUUAUUCCACAAAACAAUGGAGCUUAUUUUCAUUUGGUUUUCU
Panicum hallii is the source of this 1811-nucleotide messenger RNA. RefSeq names its product DIMBOA UDP-glucosyltransferase BX9-like. The transcript is spliced from 2 exons. The record is from RefSeq and is a predicted model, not a curated record. Gene Ontology annotation, molecular function: UDP-glycosyltransferase activity. Bases 245 to 1660 code for a protein of 471 amino acids. Lineage: Eukaryota; Viridiplantae; Streptophyta; Magnoliopsida; Poales; Poaceae.